AUGGGUCCUUCCUCAGCGACUCGAGAAGCGGCGGUAGCUGGGUAUGCGAGACCAUGCGGGAAGCUGAUCGCCGGUUUUGCUCGGUUGGUUAAAGCCGAUUCGGCCGUUCAAGCGGAAGCUAGCGCAGUGGUUGAAACCCUAAAGUGGCUAUUGAAGAACUCAUCUGCAGUUUCGGACGGAAGGAGUUGGGAGAUCCAAUCUGAUCAGCUUGAGUUAGUGCAAGUGAUACGCACGUUCACAGAUCAGAACAAAGAAGCCAUUUUUGCGAGCUGGGAGGAAGUCUCUGCGGGCCGGAUCUGCUGGGAAAUCAGGCCCUUGCUCUGUGAAGCCCAUGAGCUAAUAGCUAGAAUUCAGCCCAUCAAAGUCACCCCUUUGUGCACUAAUGCGGGAACACAGUUCAAUAAUGGGGUGCGUGGAGACAACGGGCGUAGCUCCUCAGCUUUUUUCUUUGGGAAAGUUUGGAGCUUGCGGUCCUUCUCUGAUAGGUGCAAUGCAAAUCUUUUGAGAAACUAUUUUCUCUUCCAUGAGCUCGCUUUGUCAGGCUGCUUAAAAGAGGACGAAUCUGCACCAUUGGAUAUGGCCAAUGAUGAUACCAGAGAAUCCUGGAUUGGGAAUUCAGUUUACGCUUCGAAUCAUCCCAAGGACAAUAGCAAUGCAGUUCAAAGAAGAAGACACCGCCGCAAUUUGCCUUCAGUGGAUAGUUUCCCUGAGCUGAAUGGCACCGAACCUCAUCUUCCCGAGGCUACUAAAGGACCCACAUUUUUUAAAAUCUUCAUAAUUUUGGCUGCAAUCCUUGGUUUGGGAAGCUUUUGUUUCUUUCUCCUGGGGAACCAAAUCUCGGGCAAGAAGACGAAUAGUCUACUCGAUGCCCUUUACUUUUGUGUUGUUACCAUGACUACUGUGGGAUAUGGAGAUCUCGUCCCAAGUAGCACAUUGGCAAAACUUCUAGCCUCGACAUAUGUUUUCGCAGGAAUGGCUCUUAAUGGGCUGAUCCUAGGCAAAGCGGCCGAUUACAUUCUUGAAAAGCAGCAAGUUCUUUUAGUAAGAGCUAUGCACAUUAAUGAAAGGGUUGGUCAGGCCGAAAUCCUGAAGGAGGUCGAAUCCCACAAAAUCAGAUAUAAUUUUCUCACUUCCCUCGUUCUUGUCGUGGUCCUUACUAUACUUGGAACCGUGUUUUUGUCGGUCAUUGAGAAAUUCAAAUUUGUCGAUGCUUUCUAUUGUGUUUGCGUGACUAUUAGUACUCUGGGCUAUGGAGAUAAAAGUUUCUUCACCACCGGUGGCAGAAUCUUUGCCGUGUUUUGGAUACUGGCUAGUACCAUUUGUGUGGCUCGGUUUUUUUUCUACCUUGCUGAACUGUACACAGAAAGCAGGCAACGAUCAUUCGUAAAAUGGGUUCUGACACGAAAUAUUACGAGGUCGGAUUUAGAGGCAGCAGAUCUUGAUCAUGACAAAGCUGUCAGGCAAAUUUUAAUCAUCUGCAAAUUCAAUUAUGCAAAUAAACUAAUUUGAGCAAAUAUCUGAGUUUCUUGCUGGCGCUUUCUUUUUGCAGCACUACAGAGUUUGUCGUAUACAAGAUACAGGAAAUGGGAAAGAUCAGCCAGGAAGAUGUUACGGCUAUCUUGGAAAGGUUCCGGAAUCUUGAUGUCGAUCACUCUGGAGCUUUGACAGCAUCUGAUUUAGUUCAGGCCGGAAAUUAGGGGGCUUUUGCUGCUUGUUUCGAAGGGUUAUACUUACAUUAGUCUUGUAUCACUCAUAUGCGCCGCCGUUACUUGCUGAUAAUGUUGGCUUCAACCAUUAGUGAAUGUCUCCCCAAAAUGUGGAACACAU
Messenger RNA from Eucalyptus grandis, 1827 nucleotides. RefSeq names its product two pore potassium channel a. Gene Ontology annotation, biological process: potassium ion transmembrane transport; stabilization of membrane potential. NCBI's taxonomy places the organism in Eukaryota, Viridiplantae, Streptophyta, Magnoliopsida, Myrtales, Myrtaceae. Gene Ontology annotation, cellular component: plant-type vacuole membrane. The transcript is spliced from 3 exons. The coding region runs from base 1 to 1509 and encodes 502 amino acids. Gene Ontology annotation, molecular function: potassium ion leak channel activity. The record is from RefSeq and is a predicted model, not a curated record.